AUGUGCAUCAAGAAUGAGGUAGCGCCUGUCGAGACAUCCACACCCCCGUCCACGACGCGUAUCACCAUCGAGGUCUGCAUCGAUUCCGUCGAAUCGGCUCUCGCGGCCAUACGAGGAGGGGCAGAUCGUCUCGAGCUCUGCGGCAAUCUCGGGCUUGGAGGAGGCACUACUCCCAGCCUCGGACUAUUCAAGGCCGUGCGCGAGGCAACGCCGGAUGGCAUGCCUAUUAUGGUAAUGGUCCGACCCCGCACUGGGGAUUUUCUAUACACCGACGCAGAGUUCGGCAUCAUGCGAGAGGAUAUCAAGGCCUUCAAGGAAGCUCGCGCCGACGGCGUCGUCCUGGGCAUCCUGCACAAGGACGGCGGGAUAGACACGUCCCGCACCAAAGUCGAGAUACCCUAG
Messenger RNA from Trametes versicolor FP-101664 SS1, 402 nucleotides. RefSeq lists its product as uncharacterized. Bases 1 to 402 code for a protein of 133 amino acids. The transcript has 5 exons. Gene Ontology annotation, molecular function: copper ion binding. NCBI's taxonomy places the organism in Eukaryota, Fungi, Basidiomycota, Agaricomycetes, Polyporales, Polyporaceae. The record is from RefSeq and is a predicted model, not a curated record.